Lemur catta (Ring-tailed lemur) is the source of this 592-nucleotide messenger RNA. Its product is annotated as late cornified envelope protein 1C-like. The coding region runs from base 40 to 441 and encodes 133 amino acids. NCBI's taxonomy places the organism in Eukaryota, Metazoa, Chordata, Mammalia, Primates, Lemuridae. The record is from RefSeq and is a predicted model, not a curated record. Gene Ontology annotation, biological process: epidermis development. The transcript has a single exon.
CAAGAACAGGCAGGGGUGGCCUCUGUGCCUGAGUCUGACAUGCUCUUUGCCUCUCCCUCAGCUCCUGAACGACCAGCUGCCGAGAUGUCCUGCCAGCAGAGCCAGCAGCAGUGCCAGCCCCCUCCCAAGUGCACCCCCAAGUGCCCUGCCCCGAAAUGCCCCCCAAAGUGUCCCCCUAAGUGCCCUCCCAUCUCUUCCUGCUGCAGCGUCAGCUCUGGGGGCUGCUGUGGCUCCUCCAGCUCUGGGGGCUGCUGUGGCUCCAGCUCUGGGGGUGGCAGCUGCUGCAGCUCUGGGGGUGGCGGCUGCUGCCUGAGCCACCACAGGCGCCGCCGCAGGUCUCACUGCCACAAACCCCAGAGCUCUGGCUGCUGCAGCCAGCCCUCGGGGGGCUCCAGCUGCUGUGGAGGGGGGAGCGGCCAGCACUCUGGAGGCUGCUGCUGACGUGGGCCCUGAGCCAAGAAGAGCAGCAGAAUCCAGGAUAACACACACCAGGGACAUACUCCUUCCCUCCUAGGCCUGCCUCAGAGGCCCAGGACUUGCAAAGAGCCCCUCUCCUCCCUUUGGGUCGAGAAUCUCAAAUCCUCCCCUUAAC